GCUGGCAUAAAUAAAUAGUGGGUGACUGGCAAACAGAGGUUCAUUUGCCUGGAGCACCUGGGGCCGAGAAGAAGCGAUCUGCCAUGCUGCACCUCCUGUCCAUGCUUGUCCUGCUCGUGCAACUCCCGGGGAACGAGGGAGCAGAAGUGAAGACCCUCUCGCAGAGAUCAGUACCCAAUGCCUGCACCCUUGUCAUGUGCAGCCUCGUAGAGAAUGGCCUGCCUGGCCGUGAUGGACGGGAUGGGAGAGAGGGUCCUCGGGGCGAGAAGGGUGAUCCAGGUUUGCCAGGACGUGUGGGACUCUCGGGGAUGCCUGGCCCUGCAGGUCCAGUUGGACCCAAGGGGGACAAUGGCUCUGCUGGAGAACCUGGACCAAAGGGAGACUCUGGAGCACGUGGACCUCCAGGACCUCCGGGUGUGCCUGGACCAGCUGGGAACGAAGGCCCUUCUGGGAAGCAGGGGGACAUAGGACCUCAAGGCAUACCAGGUCCUAAAGGAGAGGCUGGGCCAAAAGGAGACGUAGGUGCUCCGGGCAUGAAAGGAUCUGCAGGGGCAAAUGGCCCUGUGGGCCCCAAGGGAGAAAGAGGUGCCCCUGGUGAGCCAGGAGCCCCUGGAAAUGACGGGGCAGCAGGACCUACGGGAGCUGUGGGUCCACAGGGAGCUUCAGGACCCAGAGGGCCCCCAGGACUCAAGGGGGACAGAGGUACUCCUGGGGAAAAAGGAGCCAAAGGUGACAGUGGACUUCCAGAUAGCACUGCACUGAAUCAACAGGUGGAGGCCUUAAAAGGACAACUACAGAAUCUAGAAGCUUCCUUUACUCGCUAUAAGAAAGCCGCGAUCUUCCCUGAUGGCCGAAGCAUUGGAGACAAGAUCUUCAGGACGAGCGGCUCCGAACAGUCUUUUGCGGAUGCCCAGGAGGUGUGCAGGCAGGCUGGAGGGCAGCUGGCCUCCCCACGUUCUGCUGCCGAGAACACCGCCAUACAGCAGCUGAUCACAGUGUACAAUAAAGCUGCCUUUCUGAGCAUGACAGACGUGCGCAGAGAGGGCACGUUCGUUUACCCCACAGGAGAAGCCCUGGUCUAUAUCAACUGGGCUCCCGGGGAGCCCAACAACAAUGGCGGAUCAGAGAACUGUGUGGAGAUCUUCACCAAUGGCCAAUGGAACGACAAAAGUUGUGGAGAGAAGCGUCUUGUUGUCUGUGAGUUCUGAGUCUCUAGGGGCGGAGAUGGGACAAUACUGGACCAGUAGAUUGGCCACUGGGGUAUGGCUCAGACCUGUGUGUUGCCAACAUCCUAAUAAAAUGUGACUACCUGCCUAGCUUAGGUUCUCUGUAAAAAUCAGGCCAAAGGCAGGGUUACCUCAGAGCCCAAAUCUCAGAGGAAUGUGCAUGGAUGUCUUCCCAUGCUGAAAAACUCUUAGGAGAAAGAGAGAUCACCCUGUUUUCCCCAUUGUAGGGGAUGAAAGUCCAUCUCUAUGACCUGCCACAGAAUGUGAUGCCUUGGCCCUGAGGCUCUUUUAAGCCUCAGCUGUGUUUGGCCUGACUAACAGCAUCCUCUCUAAACUUUCCUCUUUGGACUUUCUCCACUCUUGCCUGAGGUCCCUGGUGUCCCCACUGCUCCUGAUGGCUUUGUCUUACAUACCUAUUGUUCUCCUUCACCAUCUAGUGGGUACACACAGGCCCUAGUUCUGUUCUCAUUCACUCGAGCGUGAGAUCACCCUGGCUCCUGGCUUUAUUUUCCAUCUGUGGGCCAUUUCUGGUCAGGAUUUCUUUUUGAUGCCCCCAAACUAAAAAGUGGUAGGCUAGAGACCUC
Molecule: messenger RNA, 1810 nt
Organism: Chionomys nivalis (European snow vole)
Lineage: Eukaryota; Metazoa; Chordata; Mammalia; Rodentia; Cricetidae
Gene: Sftpd
Product: surfactant protein D
Exons: 8
Coding region: 84-1208 (374 amino acids)
Source: RefSeq, a predicted model, not a curated record